AUGACAGACAUGAGCAAACAGUUUGAAGACCCGAAUGCGAAGCCCAGGUGUUUGUGGUCACUGCACAAGUCGUCGACGGCCACUGAUCCGCACUUUCACGACAAACUCAAACCCAAACCCAAGAUAUUGUCCAAUAUAUUGGAACAGAUCGGAGACACACCACUCGUGAGGCUAAACAAGAUUCCCAAAGAGUAUGGCAUUAAGUGUGAAGUGUUGGCCAAAUGCGAGUACUUUAACGCCGGCGGAAGUGUUAAGGACAGGAUCGCACUGAAGAUGGUUUGCGACGCCGAACGCGAUGGUGUUCUUCGCGAGGGAUUCACUAUCAUUGAGCCCACGAGUGGUAACACUGGUAUAGGGUUGGCGUUGGCGGCGGCCGUCAAGGGAUACAAAUGCAUAAUUGUUAUGCCGGAGAAGAACUCUAAGGAGAAAUAUUGCACNGAACGCGAUGGUGUUCUUCGCGAGGGAUUCACUAUCAUUGAGCCCACGAGUGGUAACACUGGUAUAGGGUUGGCGUUGGCGGCGGCCGUCAAGGGAUACAAAUGCAUAAUUGUUAUGCCGGAGAAGAACUCUAAGGAGAAAGUGAAAGUAUUGCACGCUUUAGGGGCUAAGAUUAUCCGCACACCGACUUCGGCCAGUUAUGUCUCCCCUGAGAGUAACAUAAAAGUUGCUCAAAAACUCUGCCAACAGAUCGAGAAGUCUGUAAUUUUAAAUCAAUACCGCAAUGUUAACAACCCUUUGGCCCAUUACGACAGCACCGCUGAAGAGAUACUCCACCAGACAGACCAUAACGUGGAUAUGGUUGUCGUGGGCGCCGGCACUGGAGGUACAGUCACUGGCAUCGGACGUAAACUCAAAGAAGUACUGCCCGACUGUAAGGUUGUUGGAGUUGAUCCGUUUGGUUCAAUACUGGCUCUGCCCGAAGACAUUAAUAAAUCGGACACAACUUUCUAUGAAGUGGAAGGCAUUGGAUAUGAUUUCAUUCCCACAGUUUUGGAUCGAAGUGUUGUCGACAAGUGGUAUAAAUCUGAAGACAAAUCAUCGCUAGAAAUGUCUCGAAAGCUCAUCGCAGAGGAAGGGCUACUCUGUGGCGGUUCUUCGGGCAGUGCAGUCGUGGCCGCACUGAAGGCGGCAAAAGAUCUUCGGGAAGACCAGAGAUGUGUUGUCAUACUUCCGGAUGGAGUUCGCAAUUAUAUGACAAAAGAAACUUUGCCACAAAUGCUGAGGAGGAAGAGGAGCAGAACUGGCAUCGGACGUAAACUCAAAGAAGUACUGCCCGACUGUAAGGUUGUUGGAGUUGAUCCGUUUGGUUCAAUACUGGCUCUGCCCGAAGACAUUAAUAAAUCGGACACAACUUUCUAUGAAGUGGAGGGCAUUGGAUAUGAUUUCAUUCCCACGGUUUUGGAUCGAAGUGUUGUCGACAAGUGGUAUAAAUCUGAAGACAAAUCAUCGCUUGAAAUGUCUCGAAAGCUCAUCGCAGAGGAAGGGCUACUCUGUGGCGGUUCAUCGGGCAGUGCAGUCGUGGCCGCACUGAAGGCGGCAAAAGAGCUCCGGGAAGACCAGAGAUGUGUUGUCAUACUUCCGGAUGGAGUUCGCAAUUAUAUGACA
Molecule: messenger RNA, 1605 nt
Organism: Medioppia subpectinata
Lineage: Eukaryota; Metazoa; Arthropoda; Arachnida; Sarcoptiformes; Oppiidae
Source: the annotation of a GenBank genome assembly